AAUAUACAUAUAUAAUAAUGUAUUUAAUUUUUUUAUUAUUCAUUUAUUUAUUUAUUUAUUUUCUUCUUGGUGAUAGUAGUAGAAUUUAUUUUAAUUGUCUAUAAUAUUUUUUUUUUAUGUGCUCUAACUCUGUUACAGAUUCUAUUGCAUGUGAUCAAUGUGAACAAGAGUAUUGGUCAAAUCCACCCAGGAAUGAAUGUGUAAAGAAGGAAAUUGAAUAUCUGUCUUAUGAUGAAAUUAUGGGAAUUUUACUGACAACUAUUUCUGCUAUUGGUACAUUUAUAACUGUAAUAAUAGCAAUCAUAUUCUUUAGAUAUAAAAAUACCCCAAUAGUCAAGGCCAACAACUCUGAGCUGAGCUUCUUGCUGCUCUUCUCAUUGGCUCUGUGUUUCCUUUGUUCACUUACUUUCAUUGGUCAACCUUCUGACUGGUCCUGUAUGUUGCGCCACACAGCGUUUGGGAUUACAUUUGUCCUCUGCAUCUCCUGUGUUCUGGGGAAAACAUUAGUGGUGUUAAUGGCCUUCAGGGCAACACUUCCAGGCAGUAAUAUCAUGAAAUGGUUUGGGCCUUUACAGCAAAGACUAAGUGUUCUUGCUUUCACUCUCAUACAGGUACUUAUUUGUGUGCUUUGGUUGACAAUAUCCCCUCCUUUUCCGUUCAAAAAUCUAAAACACUAUAAGGAAAAGAUCAUUCUCGAAUGUGAUUUGGGCUCAACCAUAGGUUUCUGGGCCAUUUUGGGUUAUAUUGGACUUUUGGCUCUUUUAUGUUUUAUUUUAGCAUUUUUAGCUCGGAAGUUGCCUGAUAAUUUUAAUGAAGCCAAAUUCAUCACAUUCAGCAUGCUCAUAUUCUGUGCAGUAUGGAUCACUUUUAUUCCAGCUUAUGUCAGUUCUCCUGGGAAAUUCACUGUAGCUGUGGAGAUAUUUGCCAUUUUGGCCUCAAGUUUUGCUUUACUAUUUUGCAUAUUUCUUCCAAAAUGUUAUAUAAUGUUACUAAAACCAGAGAAGAAUUCUAAAAAGCAUAUGAUGGGGAGGAAUGCUUAAAAAUCUUACUCUAAAUAUUUGUUUUUUUUUUUCUUUUGGAAAGACCUUUUAUAUUAACAGUUUUAAUUGCACAUUGUACACAAUUUACCACGCUCAAUUAAUAUGGUUGUGCUUGAAAGUUUGUGAACCAAUUAGAUUUUUUUAUAUUUCCCACAAGUCCUCAAAGUAACAAUGCGAGUCCAGUUAAAUGAAUGAGACAAAAUAUUAUACUUGGUCAUUUAUUCAUUGAGGAAAAUGGUCCAUGGUAUUACAUAUCUGUGAGUGGCAAAAGUAUGUGAACCUUUGCUUUCGGUAUCUGAUGUGCCCCCCUUGUGCAACAAUAACUGCUAAAUCUUUCCAGUAACUUUUGAUCAGUCCUGCACAUCAGCUUGGAGGAAUUUUAGCCCUCAUGAAUUGCUUGCUUCAGGUCCUUCCACAACAUUUCUAUUGGAUUAAUGUCAGGACUUGCUCAUUCCAAAACAUUAAGUUUAUUCUUCUUUAACCAUUCUUCGGUAGAAUGACUUGGGUGCUUAGGGUCGUUGUUUUGCUGCAUACUCACUUUCUCUUGAGAUUCAGUUGAUGAACGGAUGUUCUAACAUUUUCUUUUAGAAUUUGCUAGUAUAAUUCAGAAUUAUUUUUUUCAUCAACAGUGGCAAGCCGUUCUGGACCAAAUGCAAUAAAACAGUCCCAAACCAUGAUACUACCACCACCAUGUUGGAAUGUAGUGUUUUCCUUUCUCCAUACAUAGUACUUCUCAUUUAAACCAAAAAU
Ictalurus furcatus (blue catfish) is the source of this 1790-nucleotide messenger RNA. RefSeq names its product extracellular calcium-sensing receptor-like. Lineage: Eukaryota; Metazoa; Chordata; Actinopteri; Siluriformes; Ictaluridae. The coding region runs from base 117 to 1040 and encodes 307 amino acids. Gene Ontology annotation, biological process: G protein-coupled receptor signaling pathway. The transcript has a single exon. Gene Ontology annotation, molecular function: G protein-coupled receptor activity. The record is from RefSeq and is a predicted model, not a curated record. Gene Ontology annotation, cellular component: membrane.